AUGGCUGAUUUUUUAGACUCAGAAGCUGAAGAAAGUGAUAAUGAAGAAUUAAGUCCUAGUGAAAAAAAAAAAUUAAAAAGACAUAAAGCUAUAGAUAGUGAUGAUGAAGAAGAAGAGGAAGAUGAUGAAGAGAAACUAAGAGAAGAACUUAAAGAUUUGAUUGAUGACAAUCCAAUUGAGGAUGAGGAAAGUGAAGGGGAAGAUUCGGAUGGGUCAGAUAACUCUAAAAAGAGAAAAAAAUCUGAUGAGGAAUUCGAUGACAGAUUAGAAGAUGAUGAUUAUGAUCUUUUGGAAGAAAAUUUGGGACAUAAAAUUGAAAGAAAAAAAAAGUUUAAAAGGUUAAGAAGACUAGAUGAUGAUGAAUCUGGUAACGAGCAGGAAGAACAUGAUGAAGGAGAAGAUAGAGAUGCUAUAGCCAAUGAGCUUUUCGAAGGAUCAGAUCAUGAAGAAGAUGACAGAUAUGAUAGAUCAGUUGAACCAGAGAGUUACGAUAUAGAAGAAGAAGAAGGAGAGUAUUCAAAUGAUGAUGACGAUGGUUUUAUAGUCGAUGAUGCUGGAAGACCCAUUGCUGAAAAAAGGAAAAAGAGAAAACCUAUUUUUAAUGAUGCGGCUCUUCAAGAAGCUCAAGAUAUAUUCGGCGUAGAUUUUGAUUUUGACGAAUUUGAAAAAUUUGGUGACGAAUAUGAGGAGGAAGAUGAAUACGAUGUUGAAGAAGGAGCCGAAGAAGAACAUAAACGUAGAAAAGAGAAGAAAAAAGUUAGAAAAACAACAAAGAAAUCAAUUUUUGAAAUUUAUGAGCCUAGCGAACUUAAAAGAGGUCAUUUCACUGACUUGGAUAAUGAAAUUAGGAACACCGAUAUUCCGGAACGAAUGCAACUCAGAGAUUUUAAAGUUACUGCAGUACCUGAAGGAUCUGAAGAGUUAGAUGAAGAAGCCGAAUGGAUUUAUAAGCAAGCCUUUUGCAAGCCAACCAUAUCUAUACAAGAAGUUUCAGAUAGAGAUAGACCUCGAAGGGGUCCACAAACGAUCGGAAAGAUUAAAAGAGCAUUGGACUUUAUACGUAAUCAAAAUUUUGAAGUACCAUUUAUUGCGUUUUACAGAAAAGAAUAUGUAUUUCCGGAGUUGAAUAUUAAUGACCUUUGGAAAGUUUAUAAAUAUGACGAAAAGUGGUGUCAAUUGAAAACCAGGAAAAAUAAUUUGAUAAAACUUUUUGAAAGAAUGAGAGAUUUUUUAUGUGAAAUACUGACUCAAAAUAUAGAUGCUCCUAUUCCCGAAGAUGUGCGGAUAAUUAGUGAUGACGACAUUGAACGACUUAAAAAUGUAAAAACUAUGGAGGAAUUAAAAGACGUUCAUAUGAAUUUUUUGCUAUAUUAUUCUCAAGAUAUUCCGGCUAUGUUAGAGGCUUAUAAAAAAAAAGAAAAAGAAGCUGCAAAAUUAGAAAAACGUAGGAAAAAACUGGAAGAAAGGGCAAAUAUGGAAGGAACUGAAGGUGAAGAUGAGCUUGAAGAUGAAGAUGAUGAUGAAGAAGCGGAAGAAGCAGAAAAACCUCCCGAAGAAACAAUAAAACAAGCUGUGAGAAGUGGACCCUACGCUAUGUGCCGGAAAGCUGGACUUACCGGCCUAUCUAAGAAAUUUGGCCUCACGCCUGCGCAAUUUGGCGAAAAUUUACGUGAUAAUUAUCAGAGACAUGAAGUUGAUCAGGAGAGUACGGAACCAUUGCAAUUGGCCAAGCAAUAUAUAAGUCGUCAAUUCAUGCAACCUGAAGAUAUUUUAAAAGCUGUCAAAUUUAUGGUGGCCACUCAGCUUGCACGAGAACCAUUAGUCAGAAAAUGUGUUCGUGAGACUUUUUUCGAAAAGGCCAAAAUAGAUGUAAAACCUACUCGAAAAGGCAUUAAAGAAAUAGAUGAAAAUCACGCUUGUUACAGUAUGAAAUAUUUAAAAGGAAAACCUGUUAGAGAAUUGCAAGGUGAUCAAUUUAUAAAAUUAGCAAUGGCCGAAGAAGAUAAAUUAUUAACUAUAACUUUUGAUGAAAGAAUCCCUGGCCUUACUUCACUUUCUUACAUAGAAGAAGUUAAGCAAUUAUAUUACAGAGAUGAAUUCAGUAAAAAUGUUCAAGAUUGGAAUGCAUUGAGAGUCGAAUGCGUGGAAAUAGCAUUAAAAAAAAUUCUUUUACCUGAUUUGAAAAAAGAAUUGAAAGCACAUUUGCUUUCUGAAGCUAGGGAGUAUAUUCUUAAAUUAUGUACGAGAAAGUUAUACAAUUGGAUAAAGAUAGCGCCAUACACUUCUGAAUUUGAUCAUGAUGACGAAGAUUGGGAUACAAGUAAAGGACUUCGAGUCAUGGGAGUUGCUUACGUUCCCGAUUUAAGUCAAGCCGCUUUUGCUUGCGUUGUUGGGCCGGAUGGAGAAUGUACAGAUUAUUUGCGACUCCCGCAUUUGUUAAAGCGAAAGUUAUCUGCAAAUAAAGAAGACAAUAUUAAGAAAGAACACGAUCUUACCUCCUUGAAGAAUCUUAUACAAUCUAAAAAACCACACGUUAUUGUCAUCGGAGGUGAAUCUAGAGAUGCAAUAAUGAUAAAAACGGAUAUUCAACAAUUGGUAACUUCUUUGGUUGAGGAUGAUGAAUUUGCAUCGAUAGCCGUAGAAAUCCUUGAUAACGAAUUAGCUAAAACUUAUGCUAAUUCGAUAAAGGGAGAAAAUGAAUUCAGGGAUUAUCCUUUAUUACUGCGACAAGCCAUAUCUUUGGCUCGAAGAAUGCAAGAUCCUCUCACAGAAUUUUCUCAAUUAUGUACAUCUGAUGAAGAAAUUCUUUGUUUGAGAUAUCAUCCUUUACAAGAUCAAGUUCCUAAAGAAGAGCUUUUAGAAGCUCUUUACAUAGAAUUUAUAAAUCGAACGAAUGAAGUAGGAGUCGAUGUAAAUCGUGCCGUUGCUCAGGCUUACACCAGUAAUUUAGUUCAAUUUAUUUGUGGGUUUGGGCCUAGAAAAGCGGCUGCUCUUCUUAAAACUCUUAAACAAAACAAUCAAAGACUGGAAAAUCGAACUCAAUUAGUUACUGCUUGCCAUAUGGGACCUAAAGUAUUCAUUAAUUGUGCAGGAUUUAUUAAAAUAGAUACAAAUUCUCUCGGAGAUAGCACGGAAGCAUACGUAGAAGUUUUAGAUGGAUCAAGAGUUCACCCUGAAACGUAUGAAUGGGCUAGAAAAAUGGCUGUGGAUGCUUUAGAAUACGAUGACGAAGAGGCGAAUCCGGCGGGAGCUUUAGAGGAAAUUUUAGAAUCGCCAGAACGAUUAAAAGAUUUAGAUUUGGACGCUUUUGCGGAAGAAUUGGAAAGACAGGGUUUUGGAAAUAAAAGCAUUACGUUGUACGAUAUUCGAGCAGAACUUAAUCAUCGUUAUAAUGAUUUAAGAACGCCUUACUGGUCUCCUAAUUCCGAAGAAUUGUUCGACAUGCUAACCAAAGAAAGCCCGGAAACUUUUUACAUUGGCAAAAUGGUUUUGGCCAGAGUUGUAGGUAUAACUCACAAGAGACCUAAAGGGGACCAACUGGAUCAAGCGAAUCCAGUUCGAAAUGACGAAACAAAUUUGUGGCAAUGUCCGUUUUGCUUAAAAAAUGACUUUCCUGAGCUUUCAGAGGUUUGGAAUCACUUUGAUGCUGGAUCUUGUCCGGGUCAAGCUACAGGAGUACGAUUACGACUUGACAAUGGGAUUAAUGGAUACAUUCACGUCAGGAAUUUAUCUGACAAACAUGUUUCUAACCCUGAAGAAAGGGUUCAACAAAAUCAAAUGAUUCAUUGCCGCAUAACUAAAAUUGAGGUUGAUAGAUUCUCUGUAGAAUGCACGUCGAAAAGUUCUGACCUUGCGGAUAAAAAUCAUGAAUGGCGUCCACCAAAAGAUCCUUACUUCGAUCACGAUGCUGAAACCAAAGACAUAAAGGCAGAAGAAGAUGUAAAGAAAUUGAAGGCUAGACAACAAUACAUAAAAAGAGUUAUUGUCCAUCCUGCUUUCCACAACAUAGGCUAUGCUGAAUCCGAAAAAAUUAUGUCUACUCUUGAACAAGGUGAAGCAAUUAUUCGUCCUUCGAGUAAAGGAGCAAAUCAUUUAACGGUGACUUGGAAAGUCACCGACGGCAUACUGCAGCACAUUGAUGUAAGAGAAGAGGGAAAAGAAAACGCGUUUUCUCUCGGUCAGUCUCUCUGGAUCGGAAAUGAAGAAUUCGAGGAUUUGGAUGAAAUAAUAGCUCGUUAUAUAAAUCCAAUGGCUUCGCAUGCUAGAGAUAUAUUAUCUUUUAAAAAUUACCGAGACACCGAAGGGGGUCGGAAAGAAAAAGCAGAGGAAUUACUCCGAGAAGAAAAAAAGAAAAAUCCAAACAAAAUUCACUAUAUUCUUUCUGCUUCAAAAUCCCUGCCUGGAAAAUUUAUAUUGAGUUAUUUACCAAGAAACCGAUGCCGGCACGAAUACGUGUCCGUCACACCGGAGGGUUUUCGUUUUCGUCAACAAAUGUUUUAUUCUGUUAAUUUACUUUUAAAGUGGUUUAAAGAACAUUUUCGAGAUCCCAUACCGGGCACUCCUGGUACUCCAAGAGUUACUCGCACACCAUUCCACGGAGGACAAACUCCUUCGAUUAAUCUUUCUGGUAUUAAUCCAGAGUCCAUUCAAAGAGUUGCUCAAAAUUUGCCCAAUCACAUGUUGCAAAGUCUCACUCAAGUCGCAAGUCAAACUCCUCAUUGCCCUCCGCACACCCCUGGACAAUAUCAUUAUGCAAAUACACCUUAUACUCCUUCUGGUCAGACGCCUUUCAUGACUCCCUACGCUACCCCUCACGUUAACAUAACUCAAACUCCGAGAUACGGAGCUCAAACGCCUCCUCAUUCCGCCAUGGGAGCAUUUGUUCAUCCAGGAGGAAUAAGGCCGACCAUGAAUAAAAUGCCUUCAGGCUACAGAACUCCGUCUCACAGACCUUCGGUAGCACAACAGCAUUCUCAUCAGCACCAACAUCAAUUUAAUUCAAGGCCUUAUGCUAGUAGUAAUUCUUCAUCGAAUGAUCCUCUUGAUUGGCAAAAAGCAGCUGAAGCGUGGGCCAGACGUAAAUCGAAAGAGCAACCACAAAAUUCAAAAAAUACUCCUCGAGAUGUUUUUAGCACGCCGAGAAUGGGAACUACUCCUCGUUAUGAUGAAGGAAGGAAAAGUUGGCGAAACGAUGAACGUAGCAACUCGCGUAAUGGUCACAGACAUCAUCGCAGUCAUUCAUCAACAAGAGAUAGCGUUAAAUCUUUUGGCACGCCAAUGACAAACACGAGUCCACAUUCAAUGAUAGAAAGUUCAAUUGGAGAUGGGACUCCACUUUACGAUGAAAAUUAA
Messenger RNA from Pediculus humanus corporis (human body louse), 5352 nucleotides. Its product is annotated as transcription elongation factor SPT6, putative. The transcript is spliced from 15 exons. Lineage: Eukaryota; Metazoa; Arthropoda; Insecta; Psocodea; Pediculidae. The record is from RefSeq and is a predicted model, not a curated record. Gene Ontology annotation, biological process: positive regulation of transcription elongation by RNA polymerase II; transcription elongation-coupled chromatin remodeling; nucleosome organization. The coding region runs from base 1 to 5352 and encodes 1783 amino acids. Gene Ontology annotation, molecular function: histone binding; DNA binding; nucleosome binding. Gene Ontology annotation, cellular component: transcription elongation factor complex.